AAUCGCGCUGCGUUGCAGAUGUCGAAAGACGAUCAGCGAUCUUCGAUCGAUUCGCUCGUACUCGAUCUCACAAGUUCGACUGGGGCUGAUCUAAGUGACAGAAUCGUUGUGUCUACUUUCAGGCAAAACAAAACAUUGUGCUAAAUUCUCCAGCAUGGCGACCGUCAUCACUAUUGACGUUAAACUAUCGCGAUAUAAUGAUCAACCAUGGGGCUUUCGACUCUCUGGAGGCGUGGACUUUACUUUUCCUUUGACUGUCGUUAGGGUGACGAUCGGGGGCCUGGCCGAUACAGCUGGUCUGCAAGCGGGCGACGUGGUGAUCCGCGUGAACGAAGAGCCGAUAAGUCAACUCACACACGCGCAAGUUCACGAUAAGCUCGUCAACGUCGGCAACGAUAUCGUUCUAUCUGUUAUACGAAGUCACGAGAUCGCGCGGCGACAACAGGGGCAAUAAUGGGCAUCCCAUUGCUGACGGAUGGCCUUAUACUUCACGAGCUCUCAAACCUAACGUCGUCGCGGCGGUGUAGCGCGCAGAAUAAAAGUGGAAAAGUCCAGCGCACAUGGUAUCGCGAUGCGAAGACGCGAGCACGAGUUGUAAAACGAGACGAAUGGAAUAAAAUUGAUGGAAAAUACCGA
Molecule: messenger RNA, 636 nt
Organism: Wasmannia auropunctata (little fire ant)
Lineage: Eukaryota; Metazoa; Arthropoda; Insecta; Hymenoptera; Formicidae
Product: PDZ and LIM domain protein 3-like
Exons: 3
Coding region: 155-454 (99 amino acids)
Biological process (GO): muscle structure development; actin cytoskeleton organization
Cellular component (GO): filamentous actin; stress fiber; Z disc
Molecular function (GO): muscle alpha-actinin binding; actin binding
Source: RefSeq, a predicted model, not a curated record